AUGGUGGCAAAUUCUGCGGUUAUCAACGGUCUCAUCCAGAGACCGGAUGAAAGAAUCAUCAUAUUCAACCCCAGAAAUGGAAGGAAGAUCGCCGUGCACGAGACGGUCUCUGCUCUCGACGGAAGAGCCAGCGUCAAGGCGUCUCCUUCGGUUCUCGGAGCGGCGGGGCAAAAUACGGAGUGGAUAUCAUUGGAGUAUAGCUCUCCGAACCCGUCGAACGAUGACUGGAUCGGAGUAUUUUCUCCCGCGAAUUUCAGUGCUUCCACCUGUUCACCUGAAAAUCCGGAAGUUCUUCCACCUGUUCUAUGUUCCGCACCGAUCAAGUAUCAAUAUGCAAAUUACUCAAGCCCUGCAUAUGUAAGUACGGGAAAAGGGUUCCUAAAGCUUCAGUUGAUCAACCAGAGAUCAGAUUUUUCGUUCGCACUUUUUUCUGGUGGUAUAUUAAAUCCAAAACUGGUUGCAGUAUCAAAUACAAUCGCAUUUGCAAAUCCAAAGGCUCCAGUUUAUCCUCGCCUAGCUCAAGGAAAAGAAUGGAAUGAAAUGACUGUAACGUGGACAAGUGGAUAUGGAAUAGAUGAAGCAGAGCCAUUUGUUGAGUGGGCUUGUCAAGGUGGAGGAAAAAUGCGUUCUCCAGCUGGAACAUUGACUUUUGACCGUAGUAGCAUGUGUGGAGCACCUGCAAGGACAGUAGGAUGGCGUGAUCCGGGAUUCAUCCACACCAGUUUCUUGAAGGAAUUAUGGCCCAACACUGUGUAUUAUUACCGGUUGGGGCAUAAGCUAUUGAAUGGUAGUUACAUUUGGAGCCAGAAAUACCAGUUUAAAGCAUCUCCAUAUCCUGGUCAAAACAGCUUGCAGCGCGUUGUCAUUUUUGGGGACAUGGGAAAGGAGGAAGCAGAUGGCUCAAAUGAGUACAACAAUUUCCAGCCUGGCUCUCUUAAUACCACCUAUCAGCUUUCUAAGGACUUGAAGAACAUUGAUAUAGUCUUCCACAUUGGAGAUAUAUGCUAUGCAGAAGGAUAUAUUUCGCAGUGGGAUCAGUUUACAGCACAGGUUGAGCCGAUUACUUCACGCGUUCCUUACAUGAUUGCGAGUGGUAAUCAUGAACGAGAUUGGCCUGGAACUGGAUCCUUUUACGAAAAUACAGACUCCGGAGGUGAAUGUGGUGUCUUGGCUGAAACAAUGUUUUAUGUUCCUGCAGAGAAUAGGGCUAAGUUUUGGUACUCCACUGAUUAUGGCAUGUUCAGAUUCUGCAUUGCUGAUACAGAACAUGACUGGAGGGAGGGGACAGAGCAAUACAAGUUCAUCGAGAACUGUCUAGCAUCUGUUGAUAGGCAAAAACAACCAUGGCUGAUUUUCCUUGCACAUCGGGUAUUGGGUUAUUCUUCUGCUGACUUUUAUGCUGUGGAAGGAUCAUUUGAAGAACCAAUGGGCAGGGAGAGUCUUCAAAAACUUUGGCAGAAAUACAAGGUUGACAUUGCUGUCUAUGGCCACGUUCAUAAUUAUGAGAGGACUUGUCCUAUUUACCAGAAUAUCUGCACAAAUCAAGAGAAAAAUUACUACAAAGGAACUCUGAAUGGAACGAUACAUGUCGUGGCUGGCGGAGGAGGAGCAGGCCUUGCGGAGUUCACUACUCUCCAAACAAAAUGGAGCUUGUUCAAAGACUAUGAUUACGGAUUCGUAAAAUUAACUGCAUUUGAUCAUUCCAACCUAUUAUUUGAGUACAAGAAGAGCCGCGAUGGAAAAGUUUACGACUCCUUCAGAAUCAGUAGGGAUUAUAGAGACAUCUUGGCUUGCACAGUUGAUAGUUGUCCAAGCACGACAUUGGCAUCGUAACUCGGAAACAUAAGGCAGAUAGAGAGCCAAAUGGUCACCGGAGUUUGUCAUUCUUGUAUCAUGAAUUUUUGUACCGUGUGACUACUCCUCGGGUGCAAUUUCUGUAAGCAUCACAUAAGGCCUUAAUAUUUUUCUCUCUGACGUUAUUUCUCUAGGCUGUUGCAUCAUCUGUCUUGACAUAUCGACUCCGAAAUGAGUAGGAUAUAAGUCAGUCAUAUCCAAACGAUGACAUCUUGGCCCUAUUGACACGCUUGGUUGGACCUUCCCAUGUGCUGUCUCUUUUCAUGCAAUCCAUUUAUUCAUAUAA
Messenger RNA from Eucalyptus grandis, 2140 nucleotides. RefSeq names its product probable inactive purple acid phosphatase 1. Bases 1 to 1833 code for a protein of 610 amino acids. The record is from RefSeq and is a predicted model, not a curated record. NCBI's taxonomy places the organism in Eukaryota, Viridiplantae, Streptophyta, Magnoliopsida, Myrtales, Myrtaceae. The transcript has 13 exons. Gene Ontology annotation, molecular function: metal ion binding; acid phosphatase activity.